GACAUGUAAAUAAAGCCUCUGCUCCAGUGCUCAUUCGUCGUCCGUCAUAAAAUAGCAAAAACUCAACUUUUUAUCAUCGUAAUCUCGUCUCGUGUCUCUGUCUUUUGAUUGCGCGUUUCUGUUCAAAUUAUUUGUGCCCUCUAAUUCACAUUUCUCACGUACUAUCUGUGCAAACAUUCGGCUUAUCAUUCUGGUGCUGCUGUGGCCGGGAUUUGUGGGUGCAAUAACCAACCAUCCCAUAAUGUUUUGAGAGCAAAAAACAUCCUCCGCUUGCUGGCUGCUCCAGUUCCAGAAGCUGCUGCGCGAAGAUUUCCACGACGAACUGCGGGGCAAUAAUUCCGGUCUCUGCCCUUAUCUCUUCCAUCGCCAACAAGCGAGGGGCUGUUAUCAGAUUGCAGUUUCUGAACGUUAGUUCUGUGUUUUUGCUGUUGAGUCAUAGUCAAACAGGAAUCCUGGGUGCUCUAGCCAGUCUCAUCAUGGACGCGGCCAUCGACGGAGAGGAAAUUUUGUUCCAGAAACAUGCCAAGUACUUCGUGCGGUUCCUCAACAUCCUGCCGGCCCGGCUGGCUUCUCACGAUUCCACCAGGGUGACAAUUGCGUUUUUCGCAGUGAGUGGCUUGGAUGUGUUAGACUCGUUGCACCUGCUAUCGGAUCCAUUCAAGAAGGACAUCAUCAACUGGAUAUACAAUCUGCAAGUAGUGCCAAAACCAGGAGGAAGACCUUGCGGGGGAAUUCAGGGAUCAAGCACGUUAAAUAUUCUAAACCCUCCCGACUGUUGCGGAUUGGAUGCAUAUCGAUGGGGUCACCUGGCAAUAACCUACACAGGCAUUGCGGUCCUAGUGGCACUGGGAGACGAUCUGUCGCGAUUGGACCGAAAGGCGAUUAUUGACGGCGUGGCGGCAGUACAACGUGAAGAUGGAAGUUUCAGUGCGACCAUCGAUGGGAGCGAGCACGAUAUGCGGUUCGUGUACUGCGCGGCCGCCAUCUGUGCCAUGCUGAACGAUUGGGGCAAAGUGAACAAACGGAAAAUGGCAGAGUACAUCCAAAAGAGCAUUCGAUACGAUUUUGGAAUCAGCCAACAUUACGAGAUGGAGUCCCACGGCGGAACGACAUUCUGCGCUAUCGCCGCACUGGAAUUGAGUGGUCAACUUGACAUCCUCACACCGAAGGUGAAAGAAAAGAUUGUCCGAUGGUUGAUAUUCAGGCAACAGGACGGGUUUCAGGGCCGCCCAAACAAACCAGUGGACACGUGCUAUUCCUUCUGGAUUGGAGCGACGCUGAAAAUUCUGAACGCCUUUGAGCUGACCAACUACAAGGACAACCGGGACUACGUGCUUUCAACGCAGGACAAAGCCGUCGGUGGGUUCUCCAAGUGGCCCGGUUCACACACGGAUCCGUUCCACACGUACUUCGGCAUCUGUGGGCUGAGCUUCUUGCAGGAGCCCGGACUACUCGAGGUGGUGCCAAGUUUAAACAUAUCGCAGCGCGCCUUUCAAAGACUGAAACAACUGCACUCGGUUUGGGAGGUGGAAGCCGAUAUCAGACGCAAGUGCGAUGUAAGAGUUAACAUAGAGUAAUUCCCAUUGGAACUGGUUUCCUAUAUCGCACACAAACAAACGCCGGGAGUAAGAUGUGUUACCAGAUGAUGGGUUUCCGUUAGAUUUGUAAUUUAUUUUGCUAUGAAUCAGACCGCCUGAUUUUAUUGUGUUGAAAAUCGAGUAUCACGGCACUGUUUGUCACGUGGAUUUAGCAGUCAAUUUAGCCUAAGAUGAUCGUAUAAAUUUGUAUAGUAAGCUGCAGAAAAAGCAAAACAAUAUAUUGGAUAUACCUAGUACUAUAAAA
Aedes aegypti (yellow fever mosquito) is the source of this 1842-nucleotide messenger RNA. It is a transcript of the gene betaggt-I, whose product is annotated as geranylgeranyl transferase type-1 subunit beta. Bases 477 to 1577 code for a protein of 366 amino acids. Gene Ontology annotation, cellular component: CAAX-protein geranylgeranyltransferase complex. Lineage: Eukaryota; Metazoa; Arthropoda; Insecta; Diptera; Culicidae. The transcript is spliced from 4 exons. Gene Ontology annotation, biological process: protein geranylgeranylation. The record is from RefSeq and is a predicted model, not a curated record. Gene Ontology annotation, molecular function: CAAX-protein geranylgeranyltransferase activity.